AAAACACAAUUCCUAUUAAUUAUUAUAUAUACUAUUAUAAUAUACAAAUUACAAAGUUCUACACUCAAUAUAGCCGUACUAAAUAUUUCUAAGAAGGACUUUCAAAUUAAAUUUAUAUAUAUAAUUUACUCUCGAGUCAAAACCUUAUAA
Neurospora hispaniola is the source of this 150-nucleotide messenger RNA. RefSeq lists its product as uncharacterized. The record is from RefSeq and is a predicted model, not a curated record. The transcript has a single exon. Lineage: Eukaryota; Fungi; Ascomycota; Sordariomycetes; Sordariales; Sordariaceae. The annotation marks the transcript as partial.